AUGUCGGAGGAGGAGUUUUACGUCGAUCUGAUGACAUUUUCGCGGAACGACCCGGAGCUCGCGAGAGAGGUUCCGGAGGGAGUCGAAAUCGAUGAUUUCCCGCAUCGAACGGUGAACGGAUUCAAGCUCGAUUUGUAUGGAUUGUACCAUAAUGUGUGCGCCCGCGGGGGUUUUCCACCGGACAAGGAGGACGGGAUCAAGCCUGGGCAGAAGAACCCGUGGUCGUGGAGCAAGGAAAUCUUCAAGGGCAUGGCCAACUACACGGCCGAUCACAGGUGUACCUCGGUGGGACACGACUUGAUCCACUGCUACAGAAAAUAUCUACUGCAGUACGAGCAAGCGCAUCCAGAGGACGUGAAGCCGUUCGACGCGUCACUGGAUCCGUCGACGGUGCCGAAAGGGGUGCCACUGCGGCGCGCGGCGUCGCGAAGAAGGAUACCGGGGUCGGCGCCGGCGCGUCCUCGAUCAGCAGCCGGUCCAGGUCGAGGUCGAGGUCGAGGUCGAGGUCGAGGUCGAGGUCGAGGAGGUGGGCGAGGCACCGGAGUCGCUCCGCGGAGCGCGCCGACGGGUUAUCGAGGUGGGAGAGGGUUCAAUUUUUCGGUGGGGAACCGCGUGCGCGUGUACUGGCCGAGCGAUGACGAUUGGUACUCAGGGAUGGUCGUGAUGCAAGAGACCACGCCGGAGGGGAUCGUGUACAGUAAAAUCGAUUACGAUGAUGGGGAUGAGGAGGUGUUGAAUCUCGCGAAUGAAAUCUGUGAGUGCUUGGACGCGGAUGAAGAUGGGUUGGUGUAUCGCCCGCGGCCGAGCUCGAGGAGAGCGGCGAGCGCCGUUCCGGGAGCGCUCGCGCUCGAGUACCAGGGCGGGCAUGAAAACGAGUCCGUGCGGCAGCCAAUAUCUAUGGAAGAGGUACUCGAGGCGAUGAAUCGUAGAGAGGCCGCGCGCGGGCUCUACGAGCUCUCAGGUGAACCGCACGAGGCAAAGGAGACGUACCGAUUGGGCUACAUGAUGGGCGUGCGGCGGGCGUCGCAGAAAGCCGCAGACGUUAUACAGACCGUUCUCGCGCGAGUUUUCCCCGAGAGUGAUCCCAUGCGAUCCAUCUUCACGAGAGAAGACUUGCUCAAGGCGAUUGUCGACGGCACGUACGAGGCGGAUCCAGAGAGUGACGUAGAGGAUGAACCUGCCGAGGAGGAAGCAAACGAUCCAGAAGAAUUGAAGGAAUACGACGCGCCUUGGCCGGUGGAUGCGAACAUCCCCACCGAGCAAGACGUGCUAGAUGAAUUAGAAGCCAUGCGCGCUAAGGCGAAGGCCGAGCGCGAGGCGUCGACGCAGUCGCUAGAGGAGCUCGGAGAGGGUCCGAAAUUGGUGCUCAAGAUGAAGAAGAGGAUGCGAGACGCGAUGGAAACGGGUGGGGAGGAAGACGCGCUGACGAAUACGGAUAAGGUAGAGACCGCGUUGGAAGUUGAAGACGCUCCGGAGGAUGCCCCACCGGAGGACGCGACUGCGAGCGCGACUCCGCUCGCGGACCAGAGACGUGUGGCGCUCAAUAAAGUCGUCAACGUAGAGUACGCCGGAGACAAGUCCGUCCUGCGCUGGCUAGACACCCACGGUUGGGGCCACUUCGCCGGCGCAUUCGCCUGGUACGGUGUCACCCGUCGCGUGCUCAACCAUCUCACCAUGACCGACUUCGAAAACAUGCGCGUCGACGCCGAGUUCCGCUCAAAAAUGAUGCAAGCGCUCGAUCGAAGACGCAAGCGCAACGAAAAGUAUCGUCUCAACGGCACCUAG
This is a messenger RNA of Ostreococcus tauri, 1785 nucleotides long. Its product is annotated as Sterile alpha motif/pointed domain. NCBI's taxonomy places the organism in Eukaryota, Viridiplantae, Chlorophyta, Mamiellophyceae, Mamiellales, Bathycoccaceae. The record is from RefSeq and is a predicted model, not a curated record. Gene Ontology annotation, molecular function: protein binding; DNA binding. The transcript has 3 exons. The coding region runs from base 1 to 1785 and encodes 594 amino acids.